Molecule: messenger RNA, 496 nt
Organism: Musca domestica (house fly)
Lineage: Eukaryota; Metazoa; Arthropoda; Insecta; Diptera; Muscidae
Exons: 2
Coding region: 181-396 (71 amino acids)
Source: RefSeq, a predicted model, not a curated record
GCUGCUGUGCUACAAUAGAGGGCCUAGUAAAUUAUUAUUGGGCAAAUAUUAAAUUUCACAUUUGAUUAAGAUUUGCAAAUUUUGUAUAUAAAGCCCUCGGCUUCACUGGAAAGGUAUGUUAGUUUUCAAUCAAACUGUUAACCAGCAACUACCAAGCGUUUUCAACAAUCCUCCAUCAAGAUGUUUAAGAUUUUCUUCUUUUUGUCCUUCUUGGCUAUGGCUUUGGCUAGACCCGGCUACAUCAGCUCCCACCCAGUGGUAUCUUCCUACCAUGCCGCCCCUGCCGUGCAUGUGGCCCAUCCCGUGAUUUCAACUCAUCACAUCUCCACUCCCUUGAUCCAUCAUGGCAGCUAUCUCCAUGGAGGCUAUCACGGUGGCAUCCAUGGCUUGUACUAAACUUUGGACUAAUUGUUUGUUGAACAUUUCGAUUUGUCUCUUCGAUAAUUUGGCUAAAACAAAAAUCUUUUGAAUAAAAAACCCAAACCUUUUCGCAUUG